AUAAGCAAACCAUUAGUUAUAGGUUGGCAAGUCAAGCCUCUGCAACUCCCCAGCUGCAUCAAUCAUGGCUUCCUUCUCCCAGUCAUUAACUCUUGGCUUCUUUCUUCUCCACUGGACGAUGAUGAACAUUCCUACAAUUGAAGCUUACUAUCGCCAUCAUCAAGUUCAUACUUAUUACCGUGGAGGUCCAUGGCAACUUGCUCAUGCCACCUUCUACGGCGACGAAACGGCGUCUGAAACAAUGGGAGGGGCUUGUGGAUAUGGAAACUUAUAUGAUAGUGGUUAUGGAACCCAGACAGCAGCCUUGAGCUCAGUAUUGUUUCAGAAUGGGUAUGGAUGUGGGACUUGUUUUCAGAUGAGGUGUGUUAAAUCGCCUCACUGUUACAAAGGCUCUCCGUUCACAACCGUCACUGCUACCAACCUUUGCCCACCUAACUGGGCUGAGAAUUCCAAUGCUGGUGGCUGGUGUAACCCACCAAGGACACACUUCGACAUGGCUAAGCCUGCUUUCAUGAAAAUUGCCGAUUGGCAUGCCGGCAUCAUCCCGGUCAUGUUCCGCCGAGUCCCAUGCAUGAGGAAGGGUGGAAUUAGAUUCCAAUUACAAGGAAAUGGGUACUGGUUAUUGGUGUAUGUGAUGAAUGUGGGAGGAGCAGGUGACAUAGUAAGCAUGGCAGUGAAAGGAAGCUCCACAAGAUGGAUAAGCAUGAGCCAUAACUGGGGAGCAUCAUACCAAGCAUUUCAAACUCUAAGUGGACAAACUCUCUCUUUCAAGGUCACCUCUCGGACCACAAGGCAGACUAUUUUUGCUUGGAACGUUGCCCCUAAAAACUGGUAUAUUGGAAUGACAUAUGAAGCUAGAGUCAAUUUCCGUUAAUACAUAUAAAAAAAAAAAAAUCUUCUUCUUCUCUCUUUUUAUGUUUUGGAAAGGAAAAAAAAUAUGUAUUAUGAAUCCCUUUUGAAGGUUUUCCCCUCUCAAUCACUCCCUUUUUUUUUUUUUUUUUAAUCCUCAAAUACUGUAAUUAGAAACCAUAUGAUGUAGCCUAUUACAUCAUAUGUUGCAUAGCUUAUGAGUUAUGAUUGAGUGAAGAAGAGAGACAAGAGAGGUUGUAUUUUGAUAUUUUUGAAUCUCAUCUUGUUAUAAAUAUAAAACCUGGCCUCCUCCU
This is a messenger RNA of Macadamia integrifolia, 1163 nucleotides long. RefSeq names its product expansin-A7-like. Gene Ontology annotation, biological process: plant-type cell wall organization. The record is from RefSeq and is a predicted model, not a curated record. The transcript is spliced from 3 exons. Bases 65 to 874 code for a protein of 269 amino acids. Lineage: Eukaryota; Viridiplantae; Streptophyta; Magnoliopsida; Proteales; Proteaceae. Gene Ontology annotation, cellular component: extracellular region.